AUGGAUGCUGCUAAUCUCUUUAAGCCUAUGCUUGCAAGAGGUCAGCUGCGGUGCAUUGGCUCUACAACUCUGGAGGAGUACAGGAAAUAUGUGGAGAAAGAUGCUGCAUUUGAGAGGUGUUUCCAGCAGGUUUAUGUGGCCGAGCCAAAGGUGGCGGGGAUGGGCGCUGCCGUAGGGGAAGGGUUGGAACAGCAAUAUGGGCCAUUGUCAAGGGCUUUGGGAAGGAAUCUAAAGCUUCUUUCUCAACGGUGGGAACAGAAACGGACCCAGGAGGCUCCGCCGGACCGCCAGGGUGAAUCGAGCUUGAUCGUUAGUGGUGGUGAUGAGGUGAAUGUCAACAUUCGCUGCUCAAAUGGCUCUAAAUUCUCUAUGCGGACGAGGCUUGAGUCAACGGUGCAGGAAUUCAAGGCUGUGCUGGCUCAGAGUUGUGAUGUGCCGGCUGAACAACAAUGUUUGAUAUACAAAGUGGAAUUGGAGCGGGUGUAUUCAAUUAUCUGUUUACUGGAGUCCAUUGGGGUACAGGAAAUUGGGAUUUGCAUUAUACUGGAAAUUGAUUAUUGGAUUCUGUUCAAUAUUUGGUUGUUAAUGCUAUGGUUGAAAUGGCAAAAUUUGAUUAAUUUGGAUGCUGAUGAAAUGGGGUUGAUAGGAGAGGGUCGAGUGGGGUUGAGGAUGAUGGGCUCGAGAUCGCGAAGCUUGGGAUUUUGCAAGAGAUCAUCAGAACAAGAUAGCCUUGCUAUUGUUAGUUUUGAUGAGAACUUGGGGCCGAAUGGUAUUUCACGAGUAGUUGAGGAUGAUAUGGGUUGUGAUGACAGCUUCCAUGACCAGCAUAUGAAUGGAAAUGGUUCAGAAAGAAGAUGUAUCUGA
Messenger RNA from Fraxinus pennsylvanica, 864 nucleotides. The record is from the annotation of a GenBank genome assembly. Lineage: Eukaryota; Viridiplantae; Streptophyta; Magnoliopsida; Lamiales; Oleaceae.